Molecule: messenger RNA, 1764 nt
Organism: Sinocyclocheilus grahami
Lineage: Eukaryota; Metazoa; Chordata; Actinopteri; Cypriniformes; Cyprinidae
Product: protein transport protein Sec31A-like
Exons: 8
Coding region: 1-1764 (587 amino acids)
Biological process (GO): COPII-coated vesicle cargo loading; endoplasmic reticulum organization; endoplasmic reticulum to Golgi vesicle-mediated transport
Cellular component (GO): COPII vesicle coat; endoplasmic reticulum exit site
Molecular function (GO): protein binding; structural molecule activity
Source: RefSeq, a predicted model, not a curated record
AUGCAUUGCUCUGGUCUGGCCUGGAACCCAGAGGUGGCCACUCAGCUGGUUCUGGCGUCUGAAGACGACCGAAUGCCCGUCAUCCAAAUGUGGGACCUGCGCUUUGCCACCUCCCCUCUCAAAGUGCUGGAGAGCCACACAAGAGGUGUUUUGGCCAUAGCCUGGAGUGAAGCAGAUCCAGAGCUGCUCCUGAGCUGUGGGAAAGAUAACCGGAUCCUGUGCUGGAACCCCAACACAGCUGAGGUCCUGUAUGAGCUGCCUACCAGUACUCAGUGGUGUUUUGACAUCCAGUGGUGUCCCAGAAACCCAGCUGUGCUGUCUGCUGCUGCCUUUGAUGGCCAUAUCAGCAUCUACUCCAUCAUGGGAGGAAGCAAUGACGACGCCAUUACUUUACAGUCCGAACAGUUAAGUAGUUCAUUUGGAAAUAUGGAUCCUUUUGGUACUGGCAAGAUGCUGCCGCCUUUACAGCUGCCUCAGACCGCCCCGUCCCAGAGCACCGUCACGCCUCUCAAGAAACCCCCUAAAUGGAUCCGCAGACCAGUUGGAGCAUCUUUCGCUUUUGGUGGAAAACUGGUCACUUUGGACAACAUCAAGCCAGCGGCCCAGCAGCCCCAGCAGACUGCUGCCCAUGUGGUUCAUAUCAGUCAGGUUGUGACAGAAACAGAUUUCCUUGAUCGAUCGAACCAACUUCAGGCAACACUCACUGCAGGAAAUUUCCUUGAGUACUGCCAAACCAAGACUGAAGCUGCUCAGAGUGAAUUUGAGAAGACCGUCUGGUCUUUUCUGAAGGUGAACUUUGAAGAAGAUGCACGAGGGAAAUAUUUGGACCUUUUGGGAUACAAGAAGGAAGAGCUCGCGUUAAAGAUUGCAUCAGCAUUAGAAAAGAACUGCAAAUCUGAUGAGGCCGAUGUGCUUUCACUCUUAUCAUCUUCCAUACCUCACCAUGAUGCCGCUCCUGUUCCCGUGUCAAACCCUGUGCCUGACCCUGUUUCUAAGCAUGAACCAGUCCUUGAAACUGAACCCAUUGCUGUGUCGGCUCGGCCUCAGCUCGAGCCAGAAUAUCCAAGUCCUCCAAACCUUGAGUCUGUGAAUGAACCUUUGCUUGAGCCCACAAUUGUCCCCAGUGCCAGAACCCAGAAACCUCAGUCACAGCCCUCAGUGGACUUCACCCCACCAGUAGAUCUCACCUACUCUUUUGAGCAGACACCUGUAUCCACACCCACAUCACAGGUUGAUUCUUCUGGUCAAAUGAUGGUCACACUCUUUGAACCUCAGCAUCUGGGAUCUUCAGAUCUGCUGUUACCACCUCAAUCUGCUGCUGCGAUGGUGCCACAAGAGUCUCUUCCUUCAUGUGCACAAACAGUUGAGUUUCAGCAAUUUGUGCCAGGCAAUCACCAAGCAUCUGGUGCAGUGCAUUCUGGACCAGUGCUGCCAGCUGAACCUCUUGAGUCUACUGUUGAUUUACAACAGCCAGCAUCUGAUGUGAUGCCACCAUGUAGUAGCACUCAGCCGCUGGCCGCUCUUGGCCUUUCUCCAGAUAUCUUGCCUCAAGAAGCCAUGAACUUGCAAACUCCAGUUGACUCCCCACCAUCUGCACCAAAAUUUGAUUUGAUGACGCAGCAUCCUGUUUCUGAGACUGAUCUUCUGAGUACCAGUGAUUGCCGGCCUGUGCUACAUGUCGAAGAGGUUUCUGGUUGUGCUGACCCAAAUAAAUCCAGGGCAACAGAGGCAGCGACACUGGAGGAGGUACCUUGCCCCUGCUAG